CGUAUGUUUCACAUAAAACAGUAGCAACCAUGUCAUUUGUGGGAAGACGAUUAGAUUUUUAAGUUUAUAUGAUUAAAAAAAUUAUUAACACAAUGUGCCGUGUAAAUAUUAUGUAAUAUUAUGGCAAAUGUUUUUCCUGCCCAACUGAAAACAAACAACCGCAUUCAACGUUCCUGAUUCCAGUAAAAAUACAUUUCAGUGGCGUCACAUCUUCAUAUCAGUAAUCUGUCACAGUAGCGCAGAAACGUCAAAGUUACAAUGGUUGAAAAAUACAACAUCCACUGAAAACGAAAUUAGAAUAAUGUAUUGUCUACAAUGGCUCAUUCCAGUCCUUUUAAUACCAAAGCCAAUAAAUCCAGCCAUGGUGCAUACACAUGUUAUGUUCAUGGUUCUAUAUUUAAUUGGAUUCUUCCUGGAGCGAAAACCCUGCACAAUCUGCAGCUUAGUGUUUCUAGUGACUCUUCUGCUGAUAUGUUACAGUGGGGUUGGCAACUGCCUGUUUGGUCCACUGUUAUGUGAGAGUGAAAAUGGAUAACACUCAUCUGUUGUUAUAUUAUCAAAUUGCUGGCCAUAACAUCAUCAAAUUAGAAUUAUUUACUCACUCACAUCAUUGACUUAUGACAACCAACCAAUCAUUAACUUUUUUUGCAUAUUCAUGAAAAUUUAUAUAAUUAACUGAUAUAUUAUGUUUUGUUUAUUAUGAAGAUAUCAAUAGUUAUUAUUUUAGCAGUUUUAUGUUAAUCUGCCAGAGGACCAUGAGCAAGCCUGCAGGGAAUGAAUGAAAGGCCUGCAAACAUUUUCUUUAAACUUUGCAACUACCUAAAUACCAUGUUUACUAACUUAUUUAAUUCUUAUGAUGUACAUAUGUUUGUUGUUUUUUUACUUGUGUACUAAAUAUUGAAUAUUGAUACUUGUUAUAUUUGCUACUGAAUCAUUAUGUUAUUGUUGGACUAUCAAUGAAUGAAAUUAUUCAAGAUUUUUUUGUGAUUUGAUAUUGAACAUAGAAUUACAAACUUGCAGUACAAAUGAAACAAUGAAGGUUAAAAUAUGUAAGCA
Dalotia coriaria is the source of this 1056-nucleotide messenger RNA. It is a transcript of the gene bc10, whose product is annotated as BLCAP apoptosis inducing factor bc10. The coding region runs from base 302 to 535 and encodes 77 amino acids. Lineage: Eukaryota; Metazoa; Arthropoda; Insecta; Coleoptera; Staphylinidae. The transcript has 2 exons. The record is from RefSeq and is a predicted model, not a curated record.